AUGCCACUUGGCACAGUUGUUGUACUAUCCCCAAGGAUCAUUUUAAGAGGUGGAGCCCAGGUGGACCCCCCUGCAGAGCGGCGGACCACUUCUUUGGAUGCUCAACGUGAUUUUACUCUGGUUGGUGACGUAGCUAUGCGUCAAACGGGAAUUGCCUACCUCCCAGAAGCAAAAUACCGUUUUGGUACAACAUUGGUUGUCUCGUCCAGCAAAAGUGCAGCUCUGUACAACAGAAAACAGAGAAGUAAAGGCUCUUCUAACUUUAUAGAUGAGUCUCUUCAUUGGAAAGAAGCUGUUAUUGGAUGCAAACAUUAUGGAGCUCCAAGGAGCCAUGAGCAUGUACCAGGAACAAAAGAGCGUGCCAACCAGAGCACAUUUAAGACACAUUGCAAAGCAAAGUUCAAUGUCAAUUAUUCAGUUAAAGAUCAAUGCUUUGAAAUAACAAAACUUGAGGAGCAGCACUCGAAUCAUCCUAUAAAUGACAAAUUUACUUCCCUCUACCCUGAGUUUCGGAAGAUUCCGAAGGAAGCGGUAGAAGCUGCAGAGGAUCUGCUAGAAAAUGAUGUGAAAGCACAUCACAUACGAAGCAAGGUUUGCUCUUACGGUGUUCUUGCAACAAGGCAGGACAUUCAAAACUUAAGGAACCGAUGGAAAAAAAAGAAGAUGGGCGGUAAAACUCCAGAGGCAGCUGUAUUUGAUCAGCUGGAACAAAUGUUGGAAGAAGAUCCUGGGAGUGUUGCCGUCAUUAAUCAUGAUGCAGACAGUGGUGUAAUCAACAGCAUCUUCUUUCAAACCUCGUCCAUGAAGAAAGCUUAUAGUGAUUAUCCUGAGGUUCUAAUUAUGGACACCACAUACAAACUCUGUGACAAUGAUAUGCCCCUCAUUGUUUUCCAAACCAUUGACUGUUAUGGAUCCUCGAGAAAUGCGGGUUACGCAAUCAUUAGCUCAGAAAAGAAAGAAAUUGUUUCGCAUGCUCUGAGUCUUAUUUGCAGAAGCAACAAUGAUGCUUUUCAGAGGCUCGGCAUUGUUGUUGUUGAUAAAGAUCAAAGUGAAAUUGCUGCCAUCAAAGAAAUUGCACCACAUGCUGAGAUCCAUCUGUGCGACUAUCAUUCUAAAGUGUCAAUGGAGAAAGGUGGAAAGAAGCACCAUGGAUCCAACUACAUGGAAGACGUCCAUCCAAUUGUGCUCUCCUUGAUUCAUGCUCACAGUAAGGAAGAGUUUGAUGAAGCUUACGGUGUUUUGAAAACUGUUGCAAAUCCUGCCUUUAUGGACUAUUAUCAUAAAUAUUGGCACAAUAGUGGUCUUGUUUGGAGUGACUACCAGCGCAACUUAUCACUCAACUUGAAGGCGCGCACCACAGGCAGAGUGGAAAGUCAAAAUGCUAAAAUUAAGAUUCUUGUCAGCAAAGCGUACCCUGUAGCUGAAGUGAUUUUCAGGCUAAGAAUGCUUAACAAGUUUAAAGACUUGGACAAUGAUUACAAGGACUUCACCAAUUCAGUGAAAGUAAAAUACCAUAAGUACUCCAAUGAUGCCAUCCUUCAGCAAAUAAUCAAGUUGAACACACCUUUUGUUGCCGCAGAACUCCAAAGAAACUAUGAACGGAGCAAGCAUCCUCCAUCGAGCAACCUUCAUACUGUUUCUCUAAGUACUUGUGAUUGCAAAUAUUACAGCAAUACAAAGCUACCUUGCUCCCACAUUUUCCGGCAAAGAAAGCUUGAAGAUGUUGAGGUAUAUGAUCAUGACUUGAUUCCUCCGAGGUGGAAAGCUAAUGAGGACUGCUUUGCACCUGAACUGGAGGAUGAAGAAAAUGACUUAAGAUCAAGUAUCAAUUUCAUGGCAACCAGUUCUGUCAAAGUCCCGAAAAGGAAGAAAACACUCACAUCGGAGCAAAAAUACACAGAGUGCAUGAAAAUAUGUACAGAAAUAUGUUCCAAAGUUGCAAACUCUGGUGGACAACAAUAUGAAUAUAAUUUGAAUGCACUUAUGUGCAUUUCAAAAUAUUUCAGUGAGGGGAAGAAAGUUGCUGUUGUCACCAUUGAUGCCAAUAACAAAUCACAAGGAAUCGUGUAUCCAUUGGAAAAGAAGGACACGUCAGAAGUGCCGGUAAUAAAUAUAGUUGACAGUGAUACUGAGGACUUGCAAGAAUUUUCUUCUCCUGUAGUUAAACCCGAACCACCUGAUGUGACUCCAAGCAAUAAUGAUAAAGGGGAUGUCAUUCCUUGUCACAGGAGGACUACUACAGAAGUUUUUGAGAAAAUGGUCCCUGGGGCAAAAUUGUCCCUCAAACUGCCAGUCAAAGCGCCGAAGAGGGGACGUCCCAGAAAUAACAAGAGGCAUCCGAUGUUCAAUCCCAAAUCAAAGAGAAAGCAGGGUCAGGGAUCUGACGCAGGAGAAGAUGAUGCUGAUGAAGUCGGACUUUCACCUAAAGUAUGCAGUUCUUGCCAGCAAGUAGCUUCAAUUCGUACAUCCUUUAGCAAGAUGAAUAGAGGCAGGAAAAUGUACCAUUGCAAAAAUCCUAAAGGUUAUGGCUGUCGAAAAUUCUUCGAAUGGCUUCCAGGCACAAACACUUUGGACACAAUUCUUGAAGACAAUGAAGAAAACAACGAAACUGGUGAUGACACAGUGCUUGUUGAGGAAAUUGCAGACACCUUGGACGCUAGUUCUGAAGAAGUUGAAAAAGACCAGGAAAGUGGUGAUGACAUAGUGCUUGUUGAGGAAACAGCGGACACUAUGGACACAAUUUCUGGAGUAGAUAAAGAAAGCAAGGAAAGAGGUGAUCAUGCACUGCUUGAGGAAACUGAAAGGGAUGACAAUUGUGAUAUUUCCUUGGAAUCUAAUGACACGGCAGGACAUACCCCAACAGGGGGCGAGAUAACUACCAGUAUUAUGGAUUUAGAUAGGGAUAAUGACAUUGACACUCUUCUUGAAACGGACCUUCUUCUUGACUCUUCUCUGAAUGACUCUGAUUGUAGUAUCAAUCCAUCUCAAGGUAUAGGUCUCACUCAUAUGUUAUUAUUGUGGAAUUUGGGGUGCAGGUAACAUCCAUCCUCCUGCUGGGGCUACAAAUGAAGCAGGCAUUCCUUUUAUGUAGAUCUCCGUGGUGGUGCAGUUGCUCCCUCUAAUGCUUUAGCAGGGUCACUUUGUUUAUCUUGUAGGCAUGGGCACUGGAGAUUCAAGUCAGUUUUAUGUGUUUUCAGGUUCAUGUUCAAUUUGUCUAUUGGU
Messenger RNA from Thrips palmi, 3222 nucleotides. RefSeq lists its product as uncharacterized. The record is from RefSeq and is a predicted model, not a curated record. The transcript is spliced from 13 exons. NCBI's taxonomy places the organism in Eukaryota, Metazoa, Arthropoda, Insecta, Thysanoptera, Thripidae. Bases 1 to 3039 code for a protein of 1012 amino acids.